Molecule: messenger RNA, 1784 nt
Organism: Erigeron canadensis
Lineage: Eukaryota; Viridiplantae; Streptophyta; Magnoliopsida; Asterales; Asteraceae
Product: patatin-like protein 7
Exons: 2
Coding region: 1-1374 (457 amino acids)
Biological process (GO): lipid metabolic process
Source: RefSeq, a predicted model, not a curated record
AUGGAUCCAAAUGUUGAGUCGUUGGAACUACAAGAGCAAAAUGUUGGCACCGAUAAACUAAGCUACGAAAUAUUCUCAAUUCUUGAAAGCAAAUUCUUGUUUGGUUACGAAGAUUGUAAGCUUUGGAAACAACCUACGACACAAGUAGUUUCUCAACAAGGUGUUAACGUUAUACCUCAUGAACAACAACAUAUGAUGAAGAAUCAAAGAGGCAAGAUAUGUGUCUUGUCGAUUGACAACGGGGGCAUGAGAAACAUUCUAGCUGGAAAAGCAUUAGCCCAUCUUGAAAACGUGUUGAAAUUGAAAUCCGGGAAUUCGAAUGCUAGAAUUGCGGAUUAUAUUGAUGUAGCUGCUGGGACGGGUAUAGGUGGUGUUUUUAUUGGGAUGUUAUUUGGAAGCAAGAAUGAUCUUGUCCCGCUUUUUGAAGCGGAUGACACGUGGCGGUUUUUGGUUGAGCAAGGAACGCGGUUGUAUUGUCCGAAAUUGGGUUAUGGGGGUGGAGGGUUUUUGAAGAGGCUUUUUCGUGGUGGUGGUGGUGACGGUGGCGAUACAGAAAAAUUUGAAAAUGUGAUGCAAGAAAUGUUCAUGGUUAAUGGAAGGAGUUUGACUUUGAAAGAUACUUUAAAGCCGAUUUUAAUCCCGUGUUAUGAUUUGUCUAGCUCGGCUCCGUUUUUAUUUUCAAGAGCUGACGCGUUAGAGACUGAUAGCUUUGAUUUUCGUCUUUGGGAAGUGUGUCGGGCGACUUCAGCUGAACCGGAUAUGUUUAAACCGGUUCAGAUGAAGUCGGUUGAUGGAAAAACCAAAUGUGUUGCAGUUGAUGGCGGAUUGGCUAUGAGUAACCCGACAUCUGCUGCAAUUACACAUGUGUUACAUAAUAAACAAGAGUUUCCGUUUGUGCGUGGCGUGGAGGACCUUUUGGUACUUUCACUCGGCGCGGGUCAACCGUUAGAAGGAAACUAUGGUUUUGAUCAAGUUAAAAGAUGGAAGGCUAAAGAUUGGGCUCGUCCUAUGGCUCGAAUUUCUGGUGAUAGUUCGGCUGAUAUGGUGGACCACGCCGUAGCAAUGGCGUUUGGUGAAAAUUGUUCUAGUAAUUACGUACGCAUUCAGGCAAACAGUUCAAGUAUGAGCCGUCAUGGACCCAAUGUUGAUUCAGAUCCUAGCCCCAACAAUGUAAAAUCACUAAUUGGACUAGCCGAUGAGAUGCUAAGCCAAAAGAACGUUGAAUCGGUGCUAUUUGGUGGUAAGAGAAUUGGGGAGCAGACGAAUUUUGAAAAACUUGAGUGGUUUGCUGAAGAACUCGUGUUAGAACAUCAAAGGAGGAGUUGUCGAAUUGCCCCCACUGUUGCGUUUAAGCAAGCUACCCCCAAAUCGUAACCAUAUCCUCGUAUAUCAUGUAUAAAAUGGUCAAGUUCAUUUGUGUAGCUCACUAAUUACUAAUUGUCUAAUUAGUACAUCUUAUGUAACCAACCCAGCAAGAUUAAACGUUUUAAAACUUUGAAUAGUCUAAAUGUUCAUGUUGUCGGUCUACCGACAAAUGGAUUUUAGGAGGAGAUUUUGUCAUUUUAAUGACUAUGAUCUUGAAAUCAUUCAUCUUGGAGUAUGUAUUGUGGUGGGGGAGAUGGAUUUAAAAGGUAUUGGUAGUGUGAUAAAAAGACAUGUCCUCAUGUAUAUUAGUAUAUAUUUUAUAUUUUUUCCCUAUGUAUUUGUUAUAACAUUUUGCUUCCUUACAAAAAAUAAAGCAAAUCAUAUGGAAAAAAAACUUCUGCCGGUCUUUAGUUAGACAA